UUGGUACACCUCGGAGAUUGGAAAGUCUGUUAUUGGAGGCGAAAGAACGGUGAAGUGAAGCUCAGGUGUCUUCAUUUCCGCACUCGUUCCACUUUGACCCCUCCUUGAUGGACUACAUGGACAGCGGCCUGAGGUACACACCAACCCAGAACAAAGACUGGGACACCGCUGUUCAGUUCCUGCCGGCAUCCGACAACAAGAAACUCGAGAAGAAGAAGGGUCCCAGCAAGGUCGGCGCAGUGAUCGGAGUGCUGAUCUUCGCCGCCGUGGUGGCGUUGAUGACCGGCCUGCUGGUCUGGCAUUUCCACUUCCGUAAAGAUGUGCGGGUCAAGAAGAUGUAUAGCGGUUCCAUGCGCAUCACCAACCAGGUCUUUGAGGACGCCUACGAGAACGCCAACAGCUCCGAGUUCAAGGCACUGGCCAAGCAGGUCAAGUCGCAGCUGAAAACUGUCUACAGCAGAAGUCCUCAGUUGUCCAAAUACUAUGUUGGAUCUUCAGUUCAGGCUUUCAGUGAGGGCAGCGUCAUCGCCUACUACAUCUCAGAGUUCAGCGUUCCCAAAGGCCAGGAGGCGGCGGUGGACAGUGCCAUGUCCUCCAUGGACAAACUGGUGGACAAGGAGCAGCGCAACGUCUACAGACCUGGGAACUCCCUGCUCGUAGAAGACGUGGUGUCCUCGGAACUUGAUUCCAGAUUGUUCUCCACGGAAUUCAGCAGGUUCUUCAGGUUCUCCGAGCACACCAGGAGCAACCACAUCGGUCAGAUCAGGUCUCCCGGCUUCCCCGACAGCCCCUACCCGCCCAACACCUUCAUCCAGUGGCAGCUGCGGGCCGACCCCAACUACGUCAUCAAGCUGGACUUUGACACCUUGAACCUGGAGGAGAACUGCGGCAACGACUUUGUGAAGAUCUACAACUCCCUGGUGGCCAUCGAGGCCAGCGUCCUGCAAGAGAUGUGCGGCUACUACUCGCCCAGCGAGCCCCUCACCUUCCUGUCCUCAAGCAACGUCAUGCUGGUCACCAUGGCAACCAACGACUGGAAGAACUACCCGGGUUUCAGGGCGCAGGUGUCGCAGGUGCGGCGCGGCAGCGCAGGCACGACGUGCGGCGGCCAGCUGACGGGCGACAAAGGCAGCUUCAGUUCCCCCAACUUCCCAAACUACUACCCGCCUCGGACCUCAUGCCAGUGGUCCAUACAGGUUCCCCCCGGGAAGUCUGUGAAAGUCACCUUCAUAAAGUUCCUCCUGUCUGAACCGGGCCAGGACGGCAGCAAGCCGUGCCGCAAAGACUACGUGGAGCUCAAUGGGAAGAAGUUUUGCGGCGAACAGCUGGACGGUUCGGUCACGCAGACCAGCAGUGGCAACAAAAUGAAUGUUGUGUUUUUCUCUGACGGUUCCUACGUGGACCGAGGCUUCACUGCCGUGUUCGAGGCCGUGGACAUCGCAGACCCCUGUCCCAAGCAGUUCCAGUGCACGAACCAGCGCUGUGUGAAGUCGGAGCUCAAGUGUGACGGCUGGAACGACUGCGGCGACAUGAGUGACGAACUGAACUGCAAGUGCAGCUCGGACCACAUCAGCUGCAAGAACGGCCUGUGCAAGCCCAUGUUCUGGAAGUGUGACGGUGUCGAUGAUUGCGGCGACGGCACGGAUGAGCAGAACUGCGGUCGCUGUUCUUCCGGCCAGCUCACCUGUAAGAACAGCAAAUGCGUCUCAGAGAAGUGUCGCUGUGACGGACGGGACGACUGCGGCGAUGGAUCUGACGAGCUCGACUGCGCGCGAGGUCCCUCCACCGUGAGGUGCACUGACUUGACAUACAAAUGCAAGAACAACAAAUGCAUUAGCAAGGUCAACCCGGAAUGCGACGGCACCCAAGACUGCGAGGACGGCUCUGACGAGGAGAACUGCGACUGCGGGAGGAGCAAAUUUAAAGCGACGCGCAUCGUUGGCGGUCAGGACGCAGAGCCCGGCGAGUUCCCGUGGCAGGUCAGCCUCCACGUGAAGAGCUACGGCCACGUGUGCGGAGCGUCCCUCAUCAGUAGUCGUUGGCUGGUCACCGCCGCUCACUGUGUGCAAGAUGACGGCAAGACGAGGUUUUCCCAGCCCGGCACAUGGGAGGCGUACAUGGGUCUCCACCAGCAGCGCAACAUGGGGAACACAGUGGUGAAGAGGAACAUCAAGAGGGUGAUCCCACACCCAAACUACAACGACUUCACCUUUGACAACGACAUCGCCCUGAUGGAGCUGGACAGCCCACUCGAAUACAGCGGCCACAUCCAGCCCAUCUGCUUGCCGUCCGCACAACACGACUUUCCGGUCGGGAGCACCGUUUGGAUCACGGGGUGGGGCGCCACUCGGGAGGGGGGCUUUGCCGCCACGGUGCUGCAGAAAGCGCAGGUUCGCAUCAUCAACUACAGCGUGUGUGACGGUCUGAUGGGGGGGCAGCUCACCAGCAGGAUGAUGUGUGCUGGCGUGCUGAGCGGAGGAGUCGACGCCUGUCAGGGGGACUCCGGCGGGCCGCUCUCCAUUCCCUCAGGUAACCGCAUGUUCCUUGGCGGCGUGGUCAGCUGGGGCGACGGCUGUGCCCGCAGGAACAAACCCGGCAUCUACACGACGGUCACCAAAUUCCGCGGAUGGAUCAAACAGAAUACGGGAGUGUAGAACAAAGGGCCUCCCCCGGCCGUGGGACAUGGACUAAGACAGGGACCGCAGUGAGGAUGGUGGACUCUCCAGCCUCCACAUACGCUGAAUCCUUCACAGGAAGCAGCAAUGUCUCCACUGUGAUUUUAUUCUAGUCGGCUUGAUGAAUUGUAAAUAUGUUUUAUUUUCUGUAUGUGUUGCUGAUUUCUUUUUUUUUUUUUUAGCAUAUUUGGAUCAGGAACACACACAACAGAUUUGAAGUGGACUAUCGAUGUUCUUUUCCAUGUCACCUCUUCUAUAGUAAAAAAAAAAAGCAACCUUUAAUCUCAAUCCACCCUACCUCCUAUGGCGCCAUACACCUUUAACUGUGACUCUUCGGUCAACUGAGGUCUCUGAAUGCAUCGUUUGCUUUUAAAUACUGAACAACAACAGCAAUGUCAUCAGUACAAAGAAGGCUUUGUAAGAAUUGUUUUUAACUCAAUAGUCGUGUAUAUAUAUAUAUGUCGAUUUUAUUUUGACUCGAGGCGUUGAGGAGGGUAUUUUAAUGUUUUGAACUCAACACAUAUAGUACUGGAAUAUGUCCAUUUUAUUCUGUUUCAAGUUGUUUUUUAGCAGAUGUUUUAAAUAAACUAUUUCUAAUAUAA
Doryrhamphus excisus (bluestripe pipefish) is the source of this 3277-nucleotide messenger RNA. RefSeq names its product ST14 transmembrane serine protease matriptase a (gene st14a). Gene Ontology annotation, biological process: proteolysis. The record is from RefSeq and is a predicted model, not a curated record. Gene Ontology annotation, cellular component: membrane. Gene Ontology annotation, molecular function: protein binding; serine-type endopeptidase activity. NCBI's taxonomy places the organism in Eukaryota, Metazoa, Chordata, Actinopteri, Syngnathiformes, Syngnathidae.